AUGCUCCGGCUCCCAUGGGUGCCAUCGGCACCGAGGCCACGGCAGAGCCGGCGGGGCCUGCGCCACAGGCCGGGGACCUCCGUGGUGCGAAAUGGAGCCUCGGCUGAACGCAUCAUCAUGACGGCCUCCUCCACGCUGCUCGCCCUGCUCCUCAUGCCGCUGUGCCUCUGGAUCUACAGCCGCCACUGGAUCAACACGACACUCGUGCAACUGCUGCCGCUGGGCGCCGUGAGCCUCACGCUGGCCAGCACCCUGCUGCCCAUCGGCCUGGGGGUGCUCAUCCGCCACCAGCGCCCCCGCGUCGCCGACAUCCUCGUUAAGGUUUCCCUGUGGUCCCUGCUGGUGACGCUGGUGAUCCUGUUCAUCCUCACGGGGACCAUGCUGGGGCCAGACCUGCUGGCGCACAUCCCCGCCUCUGUGUACGCCAUCGCGCUGCUCAUGCCCCUGGCCGGCUACGCGCUGGGCUACGGCCUGGCCACGCUCUUCGCCCUGCCGCCGCACUGCAGGAGGACAGUGUCCCUAGAAACGGGCUGCCAAAACGUCCAGCUGUGCACGGCCAUCCUGAAGCUCACCUUCCCGCCGCAGCUCAUCGGCAGCAUGUACAUGUUCCCCCUGCUGUACGCGCUGUUCCAGUCGGCAGAGGCAGGGCUCUUUGUGCUGGCAUACAAGAUGUACGGGAGGGAGGGCUACAAGCCAGAUGCCCUCGGCGAGCAGGAAGACACGGAUAUUUCCUACAAGAAGCUAAAAGAAGAGGAGGUGCCCGAUACCUCCUACGGCACCGUGGCCGCGGAGGAGCGCAGCUCUGUGCAGAUGGAGUCGGCGCAGACUGCGCUUUAG
Tinamus guttatus (white-throated tinamou) is the source of this 837-nucleotide messenger RNA. NCBI's taxonomy places the organism in Eukaryota, Metazoa, Chordata, Aves, Tinamiformes, Tinamidae. The record is from RefSeq and is a predicted model, not a curated record.